Messenger RNA from Cataglyphis hispanica, 1880 nucleotides. RefSeq names its product G-protein coupled receptor dmsr-1 (gene MsR1). Gene Ontology annotation, molecular function: G protein-coupled peptide receptor activity. The transcript has 2 exons. The coding region runs from base 158 to 1405 and encodes 415 amino acids. Gene Ontology annotation, biological process: G protein-coupled receptor signaling pathway. Gene Ontology annotation, cellular component: membrane. Lineage: Eukaryota; Metazoa; Arthropoda; Insecta; Hymenoptera; Formicidae. The record is from RefSeq and is a predicted model, not a curated record.
AGGACAGAUUGUCAUACGGAUGAUCCAACUGAAAAGGAAACAAAGGGGACAAAGCUCCGAGGGUCGCGAAAAAGGAAGAGUUCGUUGAUCUCCUCGCGCAUUACGCUUCAUGCUGUGAAGGCUUUUCACGCCCGCAAGACUAUCUCACCUCCCAGAAAUGAAUUCCACCCAGAACUUUACGCCGAUAGCUUCGUCAUUCACCGGGUACUGCGGUACUGGAUUGGAAUCCUUCUACAAUUGGUACUUACAGGUGCACGGAUGGGCAAGUCUGUUUGUGUGUAUAUUCGGCUCGAUCGCCAACGUCCUCAACAUUGUUGUACUGACGCGUCGCGAGAUGCAAUCGCCCACCAACAUGAUCCUCACAGGUCUUGCCGUGGCCGAUCUUUUCGUCAUGAUCGAAUACAUCCCCUAUGCGAUCCACAUGUACAUCUAUAAACGAUCCCGCAGAGAUAUGUUCAGCUACAGCUGGAGCGUCUUUGUAUUAUUUCACUCAAAUUUCGCCCAGGUGUGUCAUACGAUUUCGAUUUUCCUGACGGUGAUCUUAGCAGUCUGGAGAUACAUAGCAGUGGCGCAUCCGCAGCGUAAUCGCGAGUGGUGUAGCAACAAGCGCACCUUCCUCGUGAUCGCUUGCGUCUACAUAUGCUGCCCAAUACUCUGCAUACCGCUUUACAUCAACACCGAGAUGAGAUCGCAAGUGGAGAUGCUGGACGAGCAAGGGAAGAGCAUAAAUCUGACAAAGUUCCAACAGGCAUCCAACGAUACGAUCGUGUCUUUUGAGGGCGCGACCAACACCACGCUUUACUUUGUAAGGCUCACCGAGACCCCGAUAGGCAAUGUUCUCAAGGACGUUAACUUUUGGAUUUACAGCGUGGUUAUUAAGCUGAUACCCUGCCUGGCAUUAACAGUGCUGAGUAUCAAACUAUUCAAGGUGUUGUUGGAGGCGAAGCGGAGGCGGAAAAAACUUACUACGAAGAAUACAGCUAUCAAGAUGGGUAACGGUAAAGAGCACACCUGCGAGAAACCCAAGAAAAAAAGAAAAAGCACCGAUAAAGAAAGACAAACUGACAGGACUACGAAUAUGUUGCUGGUGGUGCUCAUGCUAUUUCUCUUCACAGAAAUGCCGCAAGGCAUUUUGGGACUGCUCAGCGUUACAUUGGGCCCGGGAUUCGUCAAUACGUGUUACGUCCAAUUAGGUGACGUGAUAGACAUCCUGACACUCAUAAACUCGGCCAUCAACUUUAUUCUAUAUUGCACUAUGAGCCGUCAAUUUCGCAUGACCUUUAAUCAGCUGUUCUGCAGCCGAUGGCGGCUGAUAGACAGAUGGAUGGCGGUGCCCCAUCAACCAAUGGAGAACAACGGACAUACGGGAACUAAUCACACGGUGACCCAGGUCACUCAGGUCUAGCGCCGAAGAAACCAACGGACCUUUUGCUAUCCGGUGUAAAGAGAGCUCGCUAAUUAGCUCCCUUUCAGACACGCGUAUUGCAAGUCCGCGAAUUGAAGGAGGAUGUUUCUUCCGCGAUUCGCUACAGUUACUCGUGCAAACAUAGCGCCAAAGCAAAGAGAGGUGAAAUUUAUUUGCUCGCUACUGCCACUGGUCCUAAUUGCAUCGUCAUUGCGCGAACUUCGCAACACCCGAGGCGCUUUUCGAGCAUCAGCUUCAUCCCAGACAUGCGACACACCAGAUGUGUAACAAAUAUUUACUUAAGUUGGUUGGCCACUGUGUUUUUCCAAUGUGUUUCUUUUCAAUUUUGUACAUUACUUAUUUAUAUUACAAUCAAUCAGCGGAUCAUCGCACGCGUCCGAUUAAUUAACGAUACGCACAAUAAUGUGUCAUAUUUAAAAACAGAUGUGAUAGGUAUGUGAAAGCGCCGACAAGA